AUGGGUGCGAGUGGCAAACAUCGGAGGAUAACGUUGUUCGGGUUCGACCUCUUCGGACGACCACCCAUCCAACUCCCAGACGACGACGCUGACGCUGACGUUGCGCCCUUAUUCCGUCGUCACAGCAGCGGCACGCCCACAACAACGCUAACCACCCAAACCUUCGACUCCGGCGCCGCUCCAUUAGGCAUAUCCACCAUCCACGAAAUCUCCGGCUCCAAAGCUUGUGAAGCAGCCGAGGCAGAGGCGAAGCCUCUCAAGGAAAAGGAGGAGAGGAGGCAAAGAAGGAAGGCAAGGGAGGAGAUGAAGAGCCUGGUGUGGUUGGCGAUGGGGAGGAAUUUGAAGGGUUUCAGGGGAGUGCAAUCGAGAGAAGGUUUCGGGAGCUUUGUUUCCGCCCCUCCUCCAACAGCAGCAGAAGACGACGAAAAUGCAGAUCUCGGCGGGACCCUCUACGCGCGCGAGAAAUCAAAGAGCAGCACUCACUCGAACGGAGGAAGCUCAGAUUCGCGUCAUAAUCGCUCUUCGUUGAGCCGCUCCUCCGUGUCUGCCUCUGACAGAGCUCAACAACACAUCUCACAAUCCACCCUUCCUCUCAUUGGGAAACUGCCACCAGGUGCACCAAUCCGUCCACCAGCCCCUCGAACAGGCAGUUCAUCCCUCCAAAUCGAAGAAAUCCUGGCCCUGCUCGACGUUGAGGAAGGUGAUACGAGGGAGGGUGAUUGGGAGGAGGUUUUUGAUCUUGAUCUUGAUUGGGAGGUUGAGGAGCGUUCGGACUUUGGGUUAGGGAGAUGUUGGGGAAUAAAUAGCGAAGUCAGACUCAUAUAUUAG
Laccaria bicolor S238N-H82 is the source of this 828-nucleotide messenger RNA. RefSeq lists its product as uncharacterized. The record is from RefSeq and is a predicted model, not a curated record. The coding region runs from base 1 to 828 and encodes 275 amino acids. NCBI's taxonomy places the organism in Eukaryota, Fungi, Basidiomycota, Agaricomycetes, Agaricales, Hydnangiaceae. The transcript has 5 exons.